UACACAAAAAGCCCGAACCUACGGGCAAUUCAACUGGGAUGGGAGGUGGGGAAGCGGGUAGCAAGAAAGGACCAGGAACUGCAGAAGGAAGCCACCCAAAAGACGGAAGUAAAGAAGGGUUGCGAAAAAGCUGUUCUGUGAUACCAGAAGAAGGAAAUUGCGAAGGUUUGAAGCUAUGGUAUUACAACAAACGAAGAGCCAGGUGCAGAAAGUUCAGAAGUGGAGACUGUGAAGGGAACCACAAGUUUUUUACAACUAAGGAUGAAUGUUUGGACACAUGUCAAGGUAAACAAGGCACGCCAAGGCGAACGUGCUUUGCGAUGCCAGAAGAAGGAGACUGCGACUAUGUGGAUAGAUGGUAUUAUAAUACGAAAAGGAAUGUGUGCAAACGGUUCGCGGACGGAGACUGCGAAGGGGACAAUGCUUUCUUUAAAACGAAAGCUGAAUGUGUGCAGAUAUGUCAAGAUGCAUCGAAUGAACCAGAAAGUACAGUGCAUACAAAGGGAGGCGAAGAAGAGGAACCAGCGCCAAGCACUUCUGGCCACGGAAAAAAACAGAAACAGGAAAAGGGUGAAGUGGGCAGCAAGCAAACCGAAGGUGCAUCGAAGGGAAAGGGAAAGAUCGGACACGUCAGUGGAGGCGAAGGAGAGGCGCCGCUGACGAACACUACCGGAAAAGGAGGAAAGGAGGAAAAGAAGGGUGAAUUGGAGGGUAAGCCUAACAAGGGCGCAGGUGUGGUUACGACCAAACGCCCCGAGAAUAUCACAUUGCCUGGCCCUAUCGAAACACCCACAAUGUCAACGACAUCGAAAGGCCAGACUAUGACCGAGGCAAAGGGAACAGUUGCUGAGGCGAAGCGUCGACAGGAGCAGCGAAGGAAAGAAUUGGAAGCUAAACGCAAGCAACGCUCACGCAAACCUCAAAUCAAGGGAAGUUGCGGGUCGAGACCACGAAAGGGGACAUGUGACGUUGAUGCAGAGAAAUGGUGGUUCGACGGAACAUUUCGAGUAUGCAAAAAAGUCACACAAGGACAAUGCACAAACCAUGGCACAUUCUUUGAUACCUGCAGGGACUGCAUGAACAGGUGCUUUCGUCGGCAAGCGUUCCGGUGCAAAUACUGGGAGUGAAGGGACGUUACAAGGCAACAACCAACCUGGGAGCAGUGUUCACUUCAGACGUAAGCAGCACUACAAGCGGACUGUAAAAUACUGAAAUAAAAUGCUUACAUUGAAAUAAAUGAGAGAAACGGG
This is a messenger RNA of Dermacentor andersoni, 1250 nucleotides long. The record is from RefSeq and is a predicted model, not a curated record. NCBI's taxonomy places the organism in Eukaryota, Metazoa, Arthropoda, Arachnida, Ixodida, Ixodidae.